CAUCUUUUGACUUCCACAUAGAAUAUUACACGAGGAUUUUAUUUACAUUGUAUAAACUCAGCUCUCUAAACAAUUAUCCACAAUGGCCCAACUUUUGGAAUCAAGUUUUUCGAUUCGUAAUUUAUUAGCAAACAAUGACGGUGUCAACCUAUCGCUAACACCACCACGAUCGGAUAGAUCCAUGUCACCGAAUGAUUCGAUGUCCUCUAAUGAAGAUAACUGUGGAGGUCGACCCAACUAUACAUAUAGUGCGUUGGUGACCAUGGCAAUACGUAGCAGUCCUGAGGGCAAACUGACGUUGAGUUCUAUACAAAACUGGAUCAGUGAAAACUUCCCUUACUACAGGAAAAAUGAGCAGGGUUGGCAGAAUCAGAUACGGCAGACGCUGAGCACGAACUCUUGCUUCUGUAAAAUUCCACGACCAAUGGGCGAUCCUGGGCGUGGAAAUUAUUGGACCAUUAGCCCAGAAGUAGGAGCAAUUCAUGCCCAGCACUCGGUUGUAGGCAGUGAAACAGUAAUUGGGGCGAUGGUGAAUGGUGUACCGCAUCCUCAGGCUCCAAAUGCUGUGUAUUUUCCCACACCGCACGAGGUACAGGGCGUCCAUCAGUCUAUGUUGGCUCAGGCGCUACAGGAACAGCAUGCCUGGUACCAAUAUCAUCUGCGACAAUCACAUCUACUACAACAACAACUGGCCGUCCUGCAACAACAGCAGAUUCAACAGCAGUACCAGGAAGUCUAUCAAAAAUUUGCCUUCCACCAACAACAAAUCGCUUUUCUAACGUCCCAGCAAGUAUCAGUUUAAGUAGUAUUUUUAGCAGUGUCGAAGUGUUGCCGCAGGGUGAAUUGUUUAUAUAUAUAUAAUAUUAUUUUAGAAUAAAUAUAUAAAACGUAAGUAAGGACUAGACUAAUACUGUUUAUAGUGUAAUUAUUGUUAAAUAUUUUAUUAAAUAAAUCAAAGCUUGUAAAAAUUAAA
Molecule: messenger RNA, 973 nt
Organism: Bactrocera oleae (olive fruit fly)
Lineage: Eukaryota; Metazoa; Arthropoda; Insecta; Diptera; Tephritidae
Product: forkhead box protein D1-like
Biological process (GO): cell differentiation; anatomical structure morphogenesis; regulation of transcription by RNA polymerase II
Molecular function (GO): DNA-binding transcription factor activity, RNA polymerase II-specific; RNA polymerase II cis-regulatory region sequence-specific DNA binding
Source: RefSeq, a predicted model, not a curated record